Cordyceps militaris CM01 is the source of this 1425-nucleotide messenger RNA. Its product is annotated as vacuolar targeting protein Atg24. Gene Ontology annotation, cellular component: phagophore assembly site. Bases 1 to 1425 code for a protein of 474 amino acids. The record is from RefSeq and is a predicted model, not a curated record. Gene Ontology annotation, biological process: autophagy; cytoplasm to vacuole targeting by the Cvt pathway. The transcript is spliced from 2 exons. Gene Ontology annotation, molecular function: phosphatidylinositol binding. Lineage: Eukaryota; Fungi; Ascomycota; Sordariomycetes; Hypocreales; Cordycipitaceae.
AUGGCGUCACAAGGCUCGGAGCGUGAGCAAGAUAACUUUUCGAGCGUCUCGUGGAGCGAGCCAACCGACGGCGCCGCUGCCAUGCCGCCGCAGCAAACGGGUGCCUCGGAUCGCGAUGCUGGAGCCGCGCCGCCGUCGACAGGCAAGGUUGGCCUUCCGCAGGACGCGACGGGCGGCGGCCAUAUUCUGGACUGCACCGUCGGAACUCCUAUCAAGGAGAAUGACGGUAGCAAAGAUGCCUUUGUAUCCUACCUCAUUACGACACACUCUACCUUUCCCUCGUUCCAGCGAGAAGACACCAAUGUCCGACGGCGAUUCACCGACUUUGUCUUCCUCUACAAGCAGCUCAUGCGCGACUUCCCCGCGACCGCGGUCCCGCCGCUGCCCGACAAGCAACGCAUGGAGUACGUGCGCGGGGACCGGUUCGGGAGCGACUUUACCUCGCGCCGCUCGCACUCGCUGCAGCGCUUCCUCGUGCGGUUGUCGCUGCACCCGGUGCUGCGGCGCGCCCCCAUCCUGCAUAGCUUCCUCGAGAGCCCCGACUGGAACGCCACGGUGCGCAGCAAGACGACGCGUGCGGGGGCCGGCGGCGGCGGCAGCAGCGGCCUGCCGAGCGACCCCAACGGGUCCAGCGGUGUCUUUGACAACUUUGCCGACACCUUCAUCAACGCCUUCACCAAGGUGCACCGCCCGGACAAGCGCUUCAUCGAGGUCAAGGAGCGCAGCGACAAGCUCGACGAGGACCUGAACCACAUUGAAAAGGUCGUGGCGCGCGUCGUCCGUCGCGAGGCGGACCUCGAGACGGACCUGCGCGACCUCGCCGAGCAGUUCCAGAAGCUCAUCACGCUCGAGCCCGGCGUCGAGCCAUCGGCACACGCGUUUGCCGUGUCCAUCGAGGACACGGCCGCGCGGCUGCGCACGCUCAAGGACGUCACCGACCAGGACUACCUCGGCUCGCUGCGCGACCUGCAGGCCUACUCGCUCGCCCUCAAGCAGCUCCUGCGCGCGCGCGAGCAGAAGCAGCUCGACUUUGAGCAGCUCACCGAGUACCUCAACAAGUCCACCGCCGAGCGCGACCAGCUCCACGCGGGGCACGCGUCGUCGGGUCCCGGCGGCUUCUUCCGCGCCAAGCUCGAAGACGUCCGCGGCGUCGACCACGAGCAGGCCCGCCGCGAGCGCACGCGCAAGCUCGAGCUCCGCGUCGAGGAGCUCACGCACGAGGUGCAGAACGCGCGCCACACGAGCGACGGCUUCGACGACGAGGUCGUUCGCGAAACGGGCGACUUUGAGCGCAUCAAGCGCAUCGAGAUGAAGAGCCAACUCGCGGGAUUGGCAGACGCCCAUGUCGCGUUUUACGGAUCUGUCGCCGAGACGUGGGAGACGUACAUUAUGGAGAUGGAGAAGCAGGGCAUCGUGGCUGCAUGA